Molecule: messenger RNA, 1389 nt
Organism: Naegleria gruberi
Lineage: Eukaryota; Heterolobosea; Eutetramitea; Acrasida; Naegleriidae
Exons: 3
Coding region: 1-1389 (462 amino acids)
Molecular function (GO): beta-ureidopropionase activity
Source: RefSeq, a predicted model, not a curated record
AUGAAUUUGAUCACUAAACAUAAGUCUACUACUACUACAACUAUGGUAGUAGUAUUUAAUAUGUUAUUAUUAUGUAUUCUAACAAUAACAUUACAAUGUAAUAAUAUGAUGAUUGUAAAAAGUGAAGAAGUAUUAAUUCGUAUGGAAAAUAAUCAACAUAUUAAACCAAAUGAUCCAAUGACAUCACUUUCAACAGUAUAUGAUGCAUUAAAACAACACCUUCCACAAGAAACCUUUUCACAAGUUCGUCGUAUUUUAUAUGGUAAUGAAUGGAAAUCACUUCCAAUUCCAAAACAAGUAAAAGAACAAGCAAUUGAACAUAAUUUUGAAGUUAGAGCUUAUUCAAUGAUUGAUAAUGUUCAAUUAGAACAAUCUAGAAAACCACGUAUUGUUAAAUUAGGUUUAAUACAAAAUUCUAUUGUAACCAAUACAACUGAACCAAUUGAUGUACAAUAUAAGGCAAUUGAAUCUAAAAUUGAAAAAAUUAUUGAUUCUGCCUAUUUAAUGGGUGUUAAUGUUAUUGGUUUACAAGAAGCAUGGACAAUGCCAUUUGCUUUUUGUACAAGAGAAAAACAACCAUGGAUGGAAUUUUCUGAAGAAGCAGAAACAGGACGUUCAACACAAUUUUUAUCUAAAUUAGCUAAAAAAUAUAAUAUGGUAAUUGUAUCAUCAAUUUUAGAAAGAGAUUCAGAACAUAAUGAUGUAAUUUGGAAUACAGCAGUUGUAAUUGGUAAUAGAGGUAAUUAUAUUGGUAAAGUUAGAAAGAAUCAUAUACCACGUGUUGGAGAUUUUAAUGAAGCAACUUAUUAUUUGGAAGGUAAUUUAGGUCAUCCUGUUUUUGAAACUGAUUUUGGUAGAAUUGGUAUUAAUAUUUGUUAUGGUAGACAUAUUCCUUUAAAUUGGCAAUCUUAUGGUUUAAAUGGUGCUGAAAUUGUUUUUAAUCCUUCUGCUACUGUUGGUACUUUAUCUGAACCUAUGUGGUCAAUUGAAGCAAGAAAUGCAGCUAUUGCUAAUAGUUAUUUUGUAGCAAGUAUUAAUAGAGUUGGUACAGAAGUAUUUCCAAAUGAAUUUACAUCAGCUGAUGGUAAAAAAGCACAUAAAGAUUUUGGACAUUUCUAUGGAUCAUCAUAUGUUAGUGCACCUGAUGCAAGUAGAUCACCUGAAUUAACUAGAUUAGGUGAUGGUUUACUAGUUACUGAAAUUGAUUUAAAUUUAAAUAGACAAGUUAAAGAUAGAUGGAUGUUUCAAUCCACUUCUAGAUAUGAAAUCUAUGCUAGAGAAUUAACUGAAUUUACUAAACCUACUUUUAAAAGACAAAUUAUUAGAGAUCCUACUUUAUUUAAUAAUAAUAAUAUUGAACAACAACAACAACAACAACAACAAGAAUAA